Hibiscus syriacus is the source of this 1862-nucleotide messenger RNA. RefSeq lists its product as uncharacterized. Lineage: Eukaryota; Viridiplantae; Streptophyta; Magnoliopsida; Malvales; Malvaceae. The transcript has 16 exons. The record is from RefSeq and is a predicted model, not a curated record. Gene Ontology annotation, biological process: proteasome assembly. Bases 104 to 1675 code for a protein of 523 amino acids. Gene Ontology annotation, cellular component: cytosol.
UCUGAUUAAGCCACGCGGCUUUGCUCUAUAAAUCUCUCUUAUAUCCUUCACUGUCACCGCCCGCUACUUCAGAAUUCCUAAUAAUCGAAAUCAGUACGCACCUAUGGAGGAAGAAUUCUCGUUCCACGAUCCAACUCAGUUGCUCGACUCUGCUUCCGAGUUCGCUCAUCAUCCUGGCGCUCAAAACGACGCCGCUGUCAAAGUUUUUCUUGAUCGUUUCCCUCUCCCUGUCAUCAUCAGUGCUCUGCAGACAAAAGCUGAUGUGCCUGGCCUGGAGAAUACUCUGGUUGCUUGUUUGGAGAGAGUAUUUAAGACCAAGUAUGGUACCUCACUCGUUCCACAGUACAUGCCUUUUGUUCAAGUUGGCCUCAAGGCAGAUUCUCAAAUAGUUCGUUGUUUAUCUUGCAAAACGGUUUUGUUCUUUCUAGAGAACUUUGAUGACAAAUCUUUAUCUGCCGUAAAGCUGAUUAUGGACUAUGAUGUUUAUCCUCUCUUACUGGACUGUUUGAUAAAUGGCAAUGAACAAGUUGCUACUGCUGCAAUUGAUGCCAUCAAGACCUUAGCUCAGUUUCCAGAAGCCAUGGGCAUCAUUUUCCCAUCUAAUAUCAAUGAUGUUACACACCUUGGGAAUGUAGCAUCUCGAUGUUCAUCACUGGGGCGUGUGCGUGUUUUAUCAUUGAUAGUGAAGUUAUUCUCCAUUUCAAACUCCAUAGCAUCAGUAAUAUAUAAUUCAAAUCUGCUCAGUUUAUUAGAGGCUGAUAUCAGGAAUUCAAAUGAUACCCUUGUAACCCUAAAUGCUUUGGAGCUGUUGUACGAGCUGACUGACAUCCAGCACGGUGCAGAGUUUUUGGCGAGGACCACCAUUCUGUUACUUCAUUCUAUAAUCAGCAACUCAUCAAUGGAAUCAAUUCUACGAUCAAGAGCAAUGAUGAUAAGUGGAAGACUUUUAUCCAAGGAGAACAUAUACAUGUUUGUUGAUGAAACGAGUGCCAAAAGUUUGAUUUCAGCCAUUGAUGCGAGACUUGGGCUGUUGGAUGGUCAAGAUGCUGAUGAAUAUGAAUCUGCACUUGAAGCGCUUGGAGGAAUAGGAUCAUCAAUUCAAGGAGCUUUGUUGCUACUAAGUUUUCCUCCCGCUGCAAGGCAUAUAGUUCAUGCUGCAUUUGAUGGGCAAGGGGGUGGUAAACAGUUGGCUGCGUUGCAUGCCCUAGGGAAUAUUGUGGGAGAAAACCGGCCUGAGGGUAGCAUAAUACUAAAUGAUGAUGCAGAAGAAAGUCUUCGACAUUUGAUCUAUGAAGUAGCAUCAGAAAGUACAAAGUUGACACCAUCUGGUCUUUUCCUAUCUAUUCUUCAACAGGCUGCAGAAUUUCGUCUAGCAGGGUACAGAGUAAUAACAGGAUUAGUAGCUCGAGUAUGGUGCUUGAUGGAGAUUUGCUCGAAACCAGAGAUAAUAAGCAUAAUAACUGAUCCAACUACUGAAACUACAAAAAUAGGUAUGGAGGCUAGAUACAACUGUUGCAAAGAAAUCCAUAGGUCGUUCGUGUCGAGUAAACUUGCUAGCGAUCCCACCCUCUCUGGAAUAGCUGGGAAGUUGCAAGAAGGUGUUGAGAGAGGUCCAUAUCUGGUUAGAAAGCACAGUGAAGCAACUCCAGUGGUAAUGACAGCUGAAAGAUUUUAGGGCCUUUGCAAGCAAAUUAGUUUACUUAUUUACAUCAUGGGAGACUUACCUGUCAUGUUUGGUAUAUUUCUGGGGUUGUUUUUUUUUAUAAAAAAAAAAUUGUAAACUUUACUGAUAUAACUGAUGUGAUAGAUAUAUACAGAUGAAAACUCUUUGAAAAUACAAAUAAACAUAUCCUUCAUGACUA